AUGAGAGUAGGGAAGUGGGUUAUUUACCUGGCGGAAGGUAGGGGACCCUACCAGGCGGACCCUGGACCCUACCAGGCGGACCCUGGACCCUACCAGGCGGACCCUGGACCCUACCAGGCGGACCCUGGACACUACCAGGCGGACCCUGGACCCUACCAGACGGACCCUGGACCCUACCAGACGGACCCUGGACCCUACCAGGCGGACCCUGGACCCUACCAGGCGGACCCUGGACCCUACCAGGCGGACCCUGGACCCUACCAGGCGGACCCUGGACCCUACCAGGCGGACCCUGGACCCUACCAGGCGGACCCUGGACCCUACCAGGCGGACCCUGGACCCUACCAGGCGGACCCUGGACCCUACCAGGCGGACCCUGGACCCUACCAGACGGACCCUGGACCCUACCAGACGGACCCUGGACCCUACCAGGCGGACCCUGGACCCUACCAGGCGCACCCUGGACCCUACCAGGCGGACCCUGGACCCUACCAGGCGGACCCUGGACCCUACCAGGCGGACCCUGGACCCUACCAGGCGGACCCUGGACCCUACCAGGCGGAAGGGUCCAGGUCAAGGAGCCUGGCUAGUCCUAACCUUUGCUUAGGGCUAGUGGGCGGAGCUUCCCUUAACUGCUACACGCCCGGUAAUUACAACGGCAGACUGGCUCGGGCUGCAAGUGGCCGUAUUUCCAGGACAUGA
This is a messenger RNA of Procambarus clarkii (red swamp crayfish), 702 nucleotides long. The record is from RefSeq and is a predicted model, not a curated record. NCBI's taxonomy places the organism in Eukaryota, Metazoa, Arthropoda, Malacostraca, Decapoda, Cambaridae.